AUGGCGUCCUCAUCAGCAACAUCGCCAGACACCCAAGUCACCUUGAAGAUCAACUUCGAGGGCAUGACCCGUCGCCACAAGCUUCCUCUGCGUGAUAUGGGGCCAAGUACCCUCGAGGAUAAGGUCCGCUCUCUCCUCGCUCUCACCUCUGACGCCAACGUCGUCCUCGAGAGAUACUCUGAUUCGGCUGGUUCGUACAUCACCCUCGACAAGCAAAACGUUUCAGUCUACAAGCAACUCUACCGCGCUGCGAAGGCCAAGCAAAAACUCAAGCUCCGCGUCACCAAGUUGUCCGAGGAGAAGAUGGCCCCUAGGCCAGUGUCCGUGGAAGAUGUCCCGGAGUCUAGCACCCCCAAGGUCGAAGAGGAAACGAAGACUGAAGCCGUUGCGACACAACCCCUGGUCGAUCUGAGGCAAUCCAACGUUCUUGACACCGAGCCAAAGAAGGAACUGCCCACUAGCGACACCGGCCUUGACUUCGAGGCUUCUAUUCUGGCCUCUCUCUUGAGCAGGCACGCCAAGAUCAACGACGAAGAGGUGCCGACAGCUUCGGCUGAUAUCCCUGCUUCCGAGGGUAUUACAGCUCGCGACCAGUGGUUUGCUAACGCCUCUGCUACUGAGAGCGCACCCCCGCGGGCUUCCUGGGGUCGCUGCCCUGCUUUGAUGCACCCCAACACCAACUUCGCCGUGUGCUGCAACAGCUGUGACCAGACAGUUCCCGAUGCUCACUACCACUGCUCCACCUGCGACGACGGUGACUUCGACCUUUGCCAAAACUGUGUCGACCAGGGCAUCACUUGCUACGGUGCCGACCACUGGCUCAUCAAGAGGAUUGUCAAGAACGGCCAAAUCAUGAACAGCACCACGGAGACGAUUGCCCCCAAGCCCAAGGCCAAGGUCGAGGAGCCUGCUCAACAAACUGUCAAGGCUCCCGCCAACAUCAGUGAACUCCUCCGCCCUGUGUUCAACACCGCUCUGUACAGCAUGCGCACCUGCAACUGCUGCGUGACGGAGCUGCCCGAGUCCAGCUUCCUCCACUGCACAGCCUGCGAGGACUUCGAUUUGUGCCACGCAUGCUUCGAGAAGGACCUCCACGGCCACAACCCUAAGCACCCCUUCGUCCCCGCUGUUGAGGGUGCCCACGUCCCUAGCCAUAUCGAGGUCAAGCUGGCGCCCGGCCGUAACCAGAGUCACAACGCUAUCUGCGAUGGCUGCGACAAGUACAUUGCUGGCGUUCGCCACAAGUGCCUCGACUGCCCUGACUGGGACUACUGCGCUGACUGCAUCGUGAACUCCAAGUUUGUUCACCCCAAUCACCGCUUCGUUCCCAUCUACGAGCCUCUCGAGGAGGUCCGCAGCCGUGCCAUCAGCCGCUCUAUCCACUUUGGCAUUUGCUGCGACGGUCCUCUGUGUGCCCGCGCCCAUGGCGCUCCGACCUACAUUUCCGGCGUCCGUUACAAGUGCACCGUGUGCCACGACACCGACUUCUGCGCUAACUGCGAGGCUAGCCCUGCUAACACUCACAACAAGACUCAUCCUCUUGUUAAGUUCAAGACGCCCGUUCGUCAUGUUACAGUUACCACUACUGGCGAGCGUGGAGACGGCCAGCGUAUGCAGCAGAUGGGUGACCGCAAUGUUCGUCGCACUAGCUCCCGCUCUACGGAGACAACUGCGAACGCUUCCAUCAACGUUCCCCAGACUGUCGUCGACGUGAAGCCCACGGAGCCUGCGGUCAAGGAGGAGGUUGUUGAGAAGACCCCCGAGCCUGCGCCCGAGCCCGUCAUCAAGGAGGAGAUCGUUGAGAAGACGCCUGAGCCUGAACCGGAGAUCAAGAAGGAGGUCGUCGAGGAGAAGCCUGCCCCCAUCGUCGAAAAAGCUCUCACCGAGCAGGACCUCCAGGCUGUGUUCGUUCGUGACACAGUUGCUGAUGGCACCGUCCUCCCGCCCAACCACGUGUUCGAGCAAACCUGGGUUCUCCGCAACGAUGGCGAUGUUGCAUGGCCUGCUGGAUGCUCCGUCAAGUUCGUCGGAGGUGACUACAUGGGUCACGUCGACUCGAACCACCCUGCUGGUAUCUCUGAGCUCGUUUCUGCCUCCGAGUCUACCGUCUGCUACGCGCCUCUUGCCCCUGGUCAGGAGUUUUCCUUCAAUGUUCUGCUUCGUACCCCGGCCCGCGAGGGCAAGAUCAUCUCUUACUGGCGUCUGACGACCAAUGACGGUCUCAAGUUCGGCCACAGACUUUGGUGUGAUGUCAGCGUCCAGGCUCCCAAGCCCGUCGCCGAGGAGGCCAAGGAGGAGGCCAAGGAUGUCCCUGUGGAGAUGCAGAGCAGCAACAUGAUCUUCCCCAAGCUUGACAAAGAAUCGCCGGUAUCUAGCAUUUACCAGGAAGUCAAGCCCGAGUCGGUCCCUGCCACUAGCUCCGAGGCGGAGGAGUUUGAGGACUGUAAUGAGGAAGAUGAGUGGGAUGCCUCAGACGAUGGCUUCAUGACUGAUGAGGAGUAUGACAUUCUCGACGCCUCAGAUGAGGAGUUUCUCGAGGAGCAGCAGCGCAGACUUAGGAAGUGA
Messenger RNA from Colletotrichum spaethianum, 2565 nucleotides. Its product is annotated as protein NBR1. The transcript is spliced from 2 exons. Gene Ontology annotation, molecular function: zinc ion binding. NCBI's taxonomy places the organism in Eukaryota, Fungi, Ascomycota, Sordariomycetes, Glomerellales, Glomerellaceae. The record is from RefSeq and is a predicted model, not a curated record. The coding region runs from base 1 to 2565 and encodes 854 amino acids.